AUGAAAGUUUCACUUAAAAUCUUUGCCCUAUUGGUCAUAACAACAGCUGUUGCUAUUCACACAGCCAAGGCUGCUAAAUUUUUGGCAAACAAACCUGAUUUUUUGAUACCCUGUCAUUUGCAGGAUCCAAAUUUUAACAAAUGUUAUGCCAGAAACUUUGAAGGAAUUUAUCACGAGUGGAAAGAUGGUUUACCUGGUUACAAGGAAGCUGGCUCCUAUGAUCCUUUAUAUGUAAACCGUAUUGUUAUUGCUCAGGACCCCAAUAAUCCGGUUGCUUUAAAUGCUGAACUGAUUAAUCUGAUUAUAACAGGUGUCAGUAAUAUGCAAGUGCAAGAUGCCAGUUUCAAUCCAAAAACCUUGAAAUCAAAACUUAAAUUGUUUGUGCCAAAAUUACGUUUUAAUUCCGAUUAUAAACUAAAAGGGCGCAUUUUGAAUUUGGCUUUGAAUGGCAAUGGCAAGGCUAUAAUUGAUAUCGAUAAAAUCGCCAUGGUCCUAAGCAUACAACUGAAGUUACGUGACGAAAAUGGCUUUACAUUUACCGAUAUCGAUAAAUUACACCUGCAGAUUCCCGAUAUUGGUGGUUUUAAUGUAAAUUUCGGUAAUCUUUUCAAUGGCCAAAAGGCCCUGGAGGACAGCACAAAUGCUGUGUUCAACGAUAAUUGGCGUGAUUUUUAUGAAAUUUUACGACCCGCUAUAACCGAAGCCGUUCAAUUCAUCAUGCAUGAUCGUUUGUCCAAAGCAUACAGUUAUGUGCCGGGCAAUUAUUUCAUUGCCGAUUUACCAAGUGCUGCCCAGCUUAGAGAUUUAUAUUUACCGAAAUAUGAAUUUGUUAUUCGGGCUGUAACAAACAAUAGAAGGUCGUGUCUUUGCUUUAGACUCCCUCCUACAAUUCAACAUAAACUCCCAAAGAAGGACAUAUUUUCUAAAGCAUCAGCAUACAAAAACUAUAAAAACAGGAACAUUUACAUAAUGAAAGUUUCACUUAAAAUCUUUGCGCUACUGGUGAUAACAACAGCUGUCACAGUUCCCACAGCCAAUGCGGCUAAAUAUUUGGCAAGCAAACCCGAUUUUUUAGUACCCUGUCAUUUGCAGGAUCCUGCUUUUAAUAAAUGUUUUGCCAAAAACUUUCAAGUAAUUUAUCGCGAGUGGAAGGAUGGCAUACCUGGUUUUAAAGCAGCUGGCUCAUUUGAUCCUCUGUAUGUGAAACGUGUUCUCAUUAGUCAAGAUCCCAAAAAUCCAGUGGCUCUUAAUGCUGAUCUGAUUAAUCUGGUGAUAACAGGUGCCAGCAAAAUGGAAGUUCAAGAAACUCUCUUCAAUCCAAAAACAUUAAAAACAAAGAUUAAAUUAUUCGUGCCUAAAUUACGUUUUGAUUCGGACUAUAAACUAGAUGGCCGCAUUUUAGGUUUAGCAUUGAAUGGCAAUGGCAAGGCUCACUUUGAAGUAGAAAAAUUUGUCUUGAUCCUUCACAUGCAACUGAAGCUACGUGACGAACAUGGUUUCACCUUUACCGAUGUUGAUCAGUUACAAGUGGAUAUUGCAGAUGUUGGUGGUUUUCGCAUACAAUUGGAUAAUCUCUUCAAUGGCCAAAAGGUUUUAGAGGACAGCACAAAUGCUCUGUUCAAUGAGAAUUGGCGCGAUUUUUAUACAAUUUUACGUCCUGCUAUAUUGGAAUCUGUUGGAGUGGUCAUGAAGGAUCGUUUGAGCAAGGCAUACGGUUAUGUGCCUGGCAACUAUUUCAUUGAAGAUUUACCAAGUGCUGCCCAACAUAGAGGUUAAUUUACAGUAUUUUAUAAGUAAGAAAUUAGUUGUAGAAAAUUGUGUUGGAAAGGGAACAUUUUUAAUUUCUUUUAUUUAUGAAAUGUGGAGCUAGGUAAUUUUUAAGCCUUUAAUUAAAAUAAGAUGCCAAAUAUUGUCAAAUUUAA
This is a messenger RNA of Calliphora vicina (urban bluebottle blowfly), 1922 nucleotides long. RefSeq lists its product as uncharacterized. The coding region runs from base 1 to 1776 and encodes 591 amino acids. The transcript has 11 exons. The record is from RefSeq and is a predicted model, not a curated record. NCBI's taxonomy places the organism in Eukaryota, Metazoa, Arthropoda, Insecta, Diptera, Calliphoridae.